UUUCUUCCUAUUAUUUGUGUUCCGUGUCAAUGUGAUAAUUGAAGGGGUUUGUUUAUAUUUACACUUUGAUUCUUUUAUAUUUUUCUUUCACAGUUCACGACGUAUUUAUGUGAAUAUUAUUUAAUUCCAUCAUAAACUAAGUAGCAUAUCAAGGAGCUAUGGAAGUGAAAGUCCUUUUUGAUGGUUACUCAGAACUUAAAGACAACAUAUACCGUGCAAAUUGUUCAUGUGUAUUAGUAAAAGGGCCCCCAAAUGUAAUUAUUGAUACACUGACUGCUUGGGAUGACGAAAAGAUCCUUAAAGCUCUUCAGGCUGAAUCUGUAGACUGCAAAGACAUAGAAUAUGUGGUCUGCACACAUGGACAUUCAGAUCACAUUGGGUGCAACCACUUGUUUAAGAAUGCCAAGCAUAUUGUUGGGUUUAGUAUUUCACAUAAAGACCAGUAUUUCACAGAACCUUGCUUCCAAGCUGGUGAAGAGUAUGUUAUAAGUGAUAAAAUUAAGGUUAUAGCAACUCCUGGACAUACUAUGCAAGAUGUCACAGUUAUCUUAAAUUCUCAAAAUGGAAUUAUUGCUGUAACUGGUGAUCUAUUUGAAAAAUUUGAGGAUUUAGAGAAUGAAUACUUGUGGAAAUCUGCAGGAAGCGACUCUGAAGAACUGCAAAUUAAAAACAGGAAUAAAAUAUUGCAGAUUGCUGAUUUUAUUGUACCUGGACAUGGACCUAUGUUCAAAGUCCCACAAAGGUACAAAAACAGUUGAAAUAUCAAUUUUACUUAGAGCUGAAACUAGAUAAGAAGCAGCAGAAGAUGGUUAACACUUGAGCAACAAAUACAGAUAUGUGGUGACAAUGCAUUGUCAAGUUGUUUUAAGUAAUAUAUUACCAUUAAACAGUGACAAAUA
This is a messenger RNA of Acanthoscelides obtectus, 899 nucleotides long. Lineage: Eukaryota; Metazoa; Arthropoda; Insecta; Coleoptera; Chrysomelidae. The record is from the annotation of a GenBank genome assembly.